Macrosteles quadrilineatus (aster leafhopper) is the source of this 1442-nucleotide messenger RNA. RefSeq lists its product as uncharacterized. Bases 34 to 426 code for a protein of 130 amino acids. The record is from RefSeq and is a predicted model, not a curated record. NCBI's taxonomy places the organism in Eukaryota, Metazoa, Arthropoda, Insecta, Hemiptera, Cicadellidae. The transcript has 3 exons.
CUAAAAACGGACUCAUUUACUCCAGUCGCAACGAUGUGGUCAGUGGAAGAUGAGGAGGAAGAGGACCUCAUGUUCAGCCCGGCCCUCAUGGCCAGACGGGCUAGCGAGAGCUGGAUCACCGCUCCGCCCAUCGAGACCAUACCAGUCAGCACUACCAGUCUCCAACGCAAGAAGAGUCUACCCGACUUUCAAGGUCUACCUCGAGCUGCUGAACCCAUGUCUCGAGAGGAAGCAUCCGUACUGAGCUCGGCGAGAAGAGAGGAGGUGCGACGGAUGAAUGAAGAAACUGAGAAACUUCGUGCCAACCCACUGUUGUACCUCGUCAGUCCGAGUGUUAAGGACUGGUUUUCCAGACAACAACUGGUGAUGCUCGUACUAUUUGUCAACAUCUCUUUAGCCAUCAUGUUCUUCAAGCUACUCACAUAGUAAUUACUGAGGUGUCUGUGAGACAGUAUCCAUCCGGUGGUUUCUUCAAUGGCUAGCGACAAGUAGCCAUUGGUCAUGAGACUGAUAGCGCUCUAAGAGCAAAAGACAAUUCCUCUAAGACUAUCGUUGCAGUUGCGAGCCCAGUGACGACCAAGUGUAUCGAAAGAUUUGAAAGGAUUUUUGAAGUUUUAUAUAUCGAAUGCUCUAGUCAUGCAAGCACAAAUAUAUUCACUUUAAGUGUUGGUAAUCCCCAGCAUUGUUUCUUCCACUUCUCAUGUGAUGGAGAAUUCCAAAGCGAUUGUGCCUAUUUAAACCGUAAAAAUACUACGCUGUUGAAUAUUCAGGAGGAAAUUCUAUUGAAAGUCACUAAUUCGGUUUUUUACUAUAUUCCUUCUCGGUUCGUUCGCCAAAGAUUUGUUUUUUUUACCUAUCUGUUGUGUUGUUAAUGAAAGCCGUUUUGUAUUAACUGUAUGUAUCAAGUUAGAUUUUUAACAAGAGGUCCUGAAACUCAGAGCUAGUACAUACAAGGCUGUCAAGGGAUCAGGCGAAAGCCAUAGAAAUUAUCGCUAUUUUACUCAGAUAUUUUAUAUAUUUCCUUGUAAAUAGUAUAUACGAUUUUUACAACACUCGGAAGUAAAUUGAUAAAAUUUGUUGUAUCGAAUCUCUAUGCUUGUACAUAAUCUAGAUUAGGAUUAUUACUAUUGUUACGUUAAAAUAUUUUUCACUUCAGUAAACUAAGUGAAGGAUCAGUAAUUUUGUUAUAAAGGGAAUUUUUCCAUUGCCAUUUGUGUUCCCUUUGAGUUUCCGGGGGCGGUUUCGGUGAUGAAGAAGCGUUGUGCCUUGUACUUCAGUGGGAAUGAGAGAGGUCCAACUUUUACAACUAAUUGCCUCCCAAUUCCGAAUGAUUUGUCUUAAAAGAGUUACCACUGUUCUUUAGAAUAGCUCCUUGCUUAGUUUUGAAGUGAAAAUUUAUCUCUAUGUUCAUCACGUUGCCAAUAAAUUACAUUUUUUGAACA